GAAAAUAAAGAAAGAGAAAAAUAAAAACAGGUCACUGUAGCUCCUUGGUUGCUGUUUUUCUUCCCUCAUCGGUCGCUCUUUCUCUCCCUUCUCCGCUUGCUUUUGAUCCUCUUACUUAAGCCACUCUUCAUCAAGGGCAGACAACCCCUUCCCCUGCGUUUCUAGAGGAGGAGCCGAAAAGAGAAAGCAUCCAGCCUGCCCCUGUGAACACCUAACCAUCAACCAGUAAAGGUACUGUUCACCCGUCAGACCUGUCUUUUUCUUUAGGAAAAGGUUUUCAGGAACCACAUGAUUCAACGUAGGAAGCGAGCAUAGGUAAAGCGAUUCCUAUAUCCCCCAAACCAACAACGCAGAUUACCAAUUUCCACCAUGGAUCUCAAGAACCCAAAGCACCUUCAACACACAUACCUGUUUCAACCCAAGAAGGAAUCACCAUUGGAGGUUAAUACAAGCGUUGACAAUAAAGACACAGAAAACCCAUUUGCAGACCACACUGCUCCACUGUGCAAGCUCAAUCUCAUGGAAACCUCAGAGUUUGUGAAGUCUUUUCCCAUGGCUAAGCCGAGUGCAGACCCCAAACGCUUUGUCGGUAGUCCUGGUAACAGAGUAAGAGAAGCCGGUCUUCUUAUAGGUCAAAGAAGGUCACUGGAAACUCCAUCAACCCCUGGCAGACCUGUUUCCAGUUUCAACGCCACUGGAUCACCCCUUGCCAACUUCUCAAGAAAACCUUUCCCUUCCAAAUGGGAUGAUGCAGAGAAAUGGCUUAUCAGCUCGUCAUGCAACGAGUCCCCUGCGCAUGCCAUAAAACCUGAGCCCCCAAAAGUAGCCCAUGACAUACAACAGAACCGAGCUCCCUACCAAACUGAGACUUUUGCAGGAAAGGUCAGGGUUUCAGAUGAGAAAGUGCCAACUCUGGUCCACAGCAAUAAUGGGCCUUUUCCUUCUGAUCAAAAAUCUACUUUUCUUGAUAAAUAUGCGGACAAUGUGGAGCCCGUGGUAGUAAAUUUUAGAUAUUGCGAGCCACUCAAAGAAGGGUUCUUGUUUAGAAGUUCGGAAGCUGAAACCAUGAAGGAUGCUGGUACUGAUGCUGUGACGGAGAUACGUCACAGGGACAUUGGAACAGAGAUGACACCUCUUGCGAGCUCAAGAAACUCUAGGUGCCCAACACCCAUCAAGAUCCCUUCACCACCCAGGCAUAAUACACCAGCAACAAGGUCUGGGCCACUCGGUGAUCCUCUCCCAAACUCAGCUAUAGACAUCUCGGAGAUUCAGGAUUGCCAUUUUGCCAAAUUUAAUCUCGGGAACCAGUUCAAUUGUAUCGAUCUUGGCACAUCCAAUUGGAGUUCGAGAGAAGAGGAGGAAGAAGAAAUCUCAAAGAGUUUAAGACAUUUUGAGAUGGGGACUGGAAGGAGGAGCAUCGGAGAUUGCAAGGCUUCUCUCUGGGAUGAUGAAGAGAAAACUAAGUGCUGCAUAAGGUAUCAGAGGGAAGAAGCAAGGAUUCAGGCUUGGGUGAACCUACAAAGUGCAAAAGCAGAGGCGCAGUCAAGAAAGCUAGAGGUGAAGAUACAGAAGAUGCGGUCAAACCUUGAAGAGAAGCUCAUGAAAAGAAUGGCCGGGGUGCACAGGAAGGCAGAGGAGUGGAGGGCAGCUGCCCAACUUCAGCAUUCCCAGCACAUGUUUAGGGCGUCCCAACAAUCGCAAAAGAUGAAGAGCCAGGACGCACUCUUCCAAGAAAACUCGCCUUGUGGCUGUUUCCGAUAAAAAAAAAAAAAAAAUGAAAUUGCCAAAUUUUAGUUUUCAUUAGGGCCCCAAUUUCUUUGUGUCCAAAUCCCAAGAAAAAGAAAUUUAAAUUAUAAGAAAGAGCGCAUGCUUUCCUGCCGCCUUGGUUGUGGAGUCAUGACAGAGAGAGAUAUGUUCAGAUUUGACAUGAAAUAUCAUCAAUGACAUGGUUGGCUUUGUUCACAAUGGGCAAAACAGACUGCGACAUUCUGCCUUCCUUACUGUGUUAUUCUGAGGAGACCAUGUGCAC
Nymphaea colorata (pocket water lily) is the source of this 2029-nucleotide messenger RNA. RefSeq lists its product as uncharacterized. The transcript is spliced from 5 exons. Lineage: Eukaryota; Viridiplantae; Streptophyta; Magnoliopsida; Nymphaeales; Nymphaeaceae. Bases 370 to 1761 code for a protein of 463 amino acids. The record is from RefSeq and is a predicted model, not a curated record.